AUGUCAGUUUCAUUCAGACUGGAGCGCUUUUUAGCUGAUCCCUCUCUUGAGCUUAUUGAUAGUUGGCACAGGUGCAAAUUGCUGCAAAUUGUGGAGCACUUUAAGCUCCAGGUCCCAAAACAGGUCCUUAAAGGUGACCUAAAGGUUCUGAUAGUGGAUAGGUUGGUGGAGGUUGGUGUGUUUAGAGAGCCUGAUCUGCCUGAAGCUGCUUCAGUGCUGACCCAAAAGGCCUUGUCUGUGGAGGACCUCAAAGAUGGUCCUAGAGUGGAGGCAGUAGUGCGUGACCAGGGGAAGACACCUCACACUCCCCCCCGCUAUGAUCCACUGUCUUCUGUGUGUUCAGAAGGACGAGAUGGAGCUCGUUUGAAGGUGCGGUUGGCAAGUCUCCAAAUGGAGGCUGAGGAAAAGGCCCAGGACAGAAAAGCUCAGCAGGAGCUUGAGAUCAGGAGGCUGGAAAUAGAGGCUGAUAAAGCUGUAAAGCUGCGCAGACUCGAGCUGGAGGCCCAGACUCGAGCCCCCUCUGCCUCUGUCACACCAGGUUCCACCUCCAUGUCCGCUAUGCCAUUUGACAUCAGUAAGUGUAUUUCCUUAGUACCUGCUUUCAAAGAUUCUGAGGUUGAUUUCUAUUGUUCAGCAUUUGAACGCCUUGCUGGUACUUUGCAAUGGCCUAGGGAAACCUGGCCUCUUUUGUUACAAUGUAAGUUUUCUGGUAAAGCUCACGAGGUAUUGGCAGCGCUUCCUUUAAAAGAUAGCUUAGAUUACGAUCUGGUUAAAAUUGCUGUCUUACAAGCUUAUGAGUUGGUCCCAGAAGCUUAUAGACAGAGGUUUCGACAACAAAAGAAUACUUCUGGGCAAACACAUUUUGAGUUUGCCAGGGAGAAAGGCAUUCUCUUUGAUAAAUGGGGUGCUGCAUCCAAGGCCAACAACUAUGACACUUUAUGUGAAUUGAUACUGUUGGAAGACUUUAAGAAGUGCAUUCCGGAACGGGUGUUGUUGUAUUUAAAUGAACAGAAGGUGACCACUUUAGCGUCGGCUGCUGUUCUUGCUGAUGAGUAUGUGCUUACCCAUAAGUCAUCUUUCAUUGUUAAUGAAAAGACACCUGUUAACUCUGUGCCGCUGUCCCAGAUGGUUAAAACCAUAGUUCCAAAGGACAGCCGUGAAUGUUUCUACUGUCACAAACCUGGACAUGUCAUCGCUGAUUGUUUAGUUUUAAAACGAAAAAAAACUACCAAAUUCACAACAAACUAAAGGUGUUGGUUUUGUGAAGAAAGAACCCCAUAAUAAGAGCAGUGGUUGUGGUGACAAAUUACCUGAUGCCUGUUUUGAACCAUUCAUUUUUGAUGGCUUAAUCUCACUGACACCUGGUCCCUCUGAUUUAAAGCCAGUACGCAUCUUGAGGGACACUGGAGGUUCCCAGUAGGUCAUUCUCUCAAAUGUUCUACCUUUCUCAUCUGAGAGCCCAUGUGGGUAAAACACUGUUCUGAGGGGGAUAGAGAUGUGUUAUGCUCCAAGACCAGUCCACAGAGUUUAUGUAAAAUCAAAACUUGUCACAGGAUAUUUUCCUGUUACUGUUUGCCCAGAUUUGCAUAUAGGUGGUGUGGCUAUGUUAAUGGGGAACAACAUUGCUGGAGGUCUAGUACUCCCAAGUUUGGAGGUUUUAGACAACCCCUUAAAUCAGACAACCCCAGACUCUUCAGACCCCGGGCUGUACCCAGCCUGUGUGGUCACCCAUGCACAGGCACGUAAAGACCCAGAAAUUUCCAUUUCUGAUUCUGUUUUGAUGUCUCCAUUUUCUAGUGAGGGUGAUGCACAACUCAAACGUAAAAACAAGACGUUACUUCCAGAUUCGGUGGUGUUGGAGGAGCCUGGUCCACUCUGGGAAACAGUGUCCAUCCCCCUGACCAGACAACAUUUGUCGUCAGCUCAACAAGCUGACGAAACAUUACAAAGAUGUUUCAAGAAUGUGGAUCGAAGACUGUGUGGACAAUAUCGGAGCUGCCAAACAUGUUACAAAGUUGGACCUUCUCAAGGGUUAUUGGCAAGUCCCCUUGACUGAAAGAGCUUCUAACAUUUCAGCUUUUGUGACCCCAGAUGACUUUUUGCAAUACACUGUCAUGGCAUUUGGUAUGUGUAACGCUCCAGCUACUUUUCAAAGGCUGAUAAAUACAGUAUUGCGCGGCAUCCCCAACUGCAGUGCUUAUUUAGACAAUCUAGUGGUGUAUACUGAAACCUGGCAGGAACAUUUGCAAGCAUUAUAUCAAAUAUUUCACUGUUUGGCCCAAGCCUCCUUGACCCUUAAUCUUGUGAAGUGUGAAUUCAGCAAAGCCACUGACAUAUUUAGGCAGAGAGGUGGGACAAGGCCAAGUCCGUCCCCUAAAUGCUAAAGUUGUGGCAAUUAAUGAUUAUCCCACACCCAAAACAUGCGUGAGCUUCGUAGAUUUCUGGGCAUGGUUGGUUAUUACCAGAACUUUUGCAGAAACUUCUUCUCAGUGGUGCAACCGUUAACCAAUCUACUUAGCCCAAAGAUUGAUUUUGUUUGGUCAGAUGACUGCCAGAAUGCUUUUGAAAGUGCUAAGUUCCUUCUAUGCCACACACCGGUACUAGCUACACCUGAUCUGACCCGACCUUUAAAGCUAGAGGUGGAUGCCAGUAAUGGUUGGAGCUGGUGCAGUGUUGAUUCAGGAAGAUUUGCAGGGUUUAGAUCAUCCUGUUUGCUAUUUCUCCUGCAAAUUUAACAAACAUCAAUUGAACUACUCCACUAUUGAAAAGGAAACUUUGGCUCUGUUGUUGGCUCUUCAGCACUUCCAU
Messenger RNA from Girardinichthys multiradiatus, 2808 nucleotides. RefSeq lists its product as uncharacterized. The record is from RefSeq and is a predicted model, not a curated record. Lineage: Eukaryota; Metazoa; Chordata; Actinopteri; Cyprinodontiformes; Goodeidae. The transcript has 2 exons. Gene Ontology annotation, molecular function: zinc ion binding; nucleic acid binding. The coding region runs from base 1 to 1248 and encodes 415 amino acids.